Molecule: messenger RNA, 1618 nt
Organism: Agrilus planipennis (emerald ash borer)
Lineage: Eukaryota; Metazoa; Arthropoda; Insecta; Coleoptera; Buprestidae
Product: polygalacturonase-like
Exons: 2
Coding region: 180-1310 (376 amino acids)
Biological process (GO): pectin catabolic process
Cellular component (GO): extracellular region
Molecular function (GO): polygalacturonase activity
Source: RefSeq, a predicted model, not a curated record
AUGAUUCAAUUUCUUUAACAAAUAACAACUAUUUAUAAAAUUUUAUUUAAAAAAAACGACAAGUGUUCCAGUAUACAGUGUAUUCGUUAGGUUUGGAUGAGUGAUACGCUGAGAAUUUUAGGGGCAUAGUAGCUUAUAUGUAUAUGCAUACCUAAGACUGUUGCCGUGUCCCAACAAUAAUGAGGUUAAUAUUCAAAAUAUUAAUUGGUUUGGGUGUGGUAGUGGUUGCAGCAGCGGCAAUAACUGUAGGAGUAGUUUUCAGUCGCUCCUCGGACACUGCGACAUCAUGCACAUUAACGGGAAAUUCAAUAGACGAACUUGACACAAUUAAAUCCUCUUGUAAUGAUAUUGUCAUAGAAGACCUCGUCGUACCAGCUGGUAGAACUUUAGAUUUGACCGGUCUAUCGGACACAUCGAUUACAUUUAGAGGCAACAUUUCUUUCGGCUAUGCAGAAUGGAAGGGCCCGUUGGUUUUGAUCAGUGGUACUAAUAUAAAUAUCACGGGUGAAGCAGGACAUGUUUUGGAUGGUCAGGGUGCGAGAUGGUGGGACACCCUUGGCGCUAACGGUGGUGUUCAAAAACCGAGAUUUUUCAAAACACGCUACUUGUACAACGGAGUUGUAACCAAUUUAAAUUUCCUCAAUUCACCACGCCAUUGCUUCGCCAUUCACAACUGCACGAAUAUAACCGUAAAUAAUAUAGUUAUGAAUACUAGAGAUGGAGAUACCCAAGGAGGUCAUAACACCGAUGCCAUUAAUGUUAAAGGUUCCGAAAACGUUUACAUUAGCGACACUACCGUGUAUAAUCAGGACGAUUGUUUGGCCGUUAGAUCCGGGAAAAACAUUCAUUUUACACGUGCUUUCUGUUCUGGUGGUCAUGGGAUAUCGAUAGGAUCCGUCGGUAACAGAACAAAUAAUGUCGUUGAAGACGUUUACAUCACCGAUUCUACUGUAGUGGAUUCAGAGAACGGAGUUCGAAUAAAAACGGUGGUUAAUGCGACUGGAUUAGUUUCCGGCGUUACUUAUGACAAUAUUACGUUAAGAAAUAUAACCGAUUUUGGAAUUUUGAUGCGAGGUGAUUAUAUGAACGUGCCGGGUCCUACAGGUACUCCCGGCAAUGGCGUUCCAAUCCUUAACGUUACCAUAACAAACGUACGUGGCACAGUUCAAGCAGGAGGUACGAAUAUUUUUAUUCUGCUUGGCGAAGGUGUUGCCCAGAAUUGGUAUUGGAACAAUAUAAACGUUACUGGCGGAGAAAUAAACCUAACAUGCCAAGGAGUACCUCCAAAUUCUGGUGCAUUUUGUGCAUAAAAGAAUCAGUACUUUUGGUGCGGUCAAGUGUAAUUGGCACUUAUAUGAAUUUACAAUUAUACAAUGUAACAUACCAGUUUUAUCAUGAUGAAUUUCCUUAUACAAUAAUUGAACAGGAUCGUUGUUGAUUCGUCUCUAUUUCUUCAGACUUUAUCAUUUAAUUGUUUUUCAAAUUGUUUCCCCAUAUCUAUGAUCCUGUUCAAUUAUGUCAAUUUUAUCUUAAGUUUUAAUUUAAUAGUGUAAUGUAUAUGUCUACUACUAUAAAUCGUGAUGGCUGCCAUAGAAUAUUAAUAAAAUAAAUAAAAUUA